AUGUUUCACUAUAUCUUCUAUAAUUACUGCUCUUUUCUUACGACUGUUUGGCUAUGGUUUCUAUUUUUAAUCAUUAAACAAACUUAUUCUCAAGAAAUCUUUGCUAGUAAAACAAUAUUAUCAAGUCAAGGUACUCAAUAUAUACCUGUUAAUAUGCCAGCUCAACUUAUUUCGAUAACUAAUACUGAUUCAAUCAAGAAAUGUUCUAUAUUAUGUAACAGCAAUGUUCUAUGUCGCGUUUUUGAUUAUGCAGUAUCUUCACCUAAACAAUGUCGAUUAUUUGAAGGUGAUACAAAUAAAUUAGGUCAGAUUAGUUCAUCAUCUUCAUCUCAAUCGCAAGUUGGUACUUUACAAUUUUCGGCACGUCUUUUCGUUGAAUACGGCAGUCCAUGUAUUUCUACUUGUAAUCAAAUUCGUUAUCUUCGAUGUGGCAGUAAUUCUACCUGUGAAUGUAUGCCACACACUUAUUGGAAUGCAUCAAUUUCUAUGUGUAUUCCACAAUCGCCAAUACUUGGUGCAUCCUGUCAACAAAACAUGAGCAUGUGUAGAGAAGAUCUUAACUAUACAUGUUUACAAUUUAAUCAAUGUGGGCCAUUAUCGGUACUUUCUGGAACAACAGUUGCGGAUGAUACCACUGAAAUAAGCGAUAGUUCGACUGUUGGUCUCAAUUGGCCUCUUGGAAUUGAUAUAUUUGGAACCAACAGUGACUCGAUUAUUAUUGUGGAUAUGGGUAAUAAUCGUAUUCUCGGUUUGUGGGAUGCUGAUACAAACUAUAAAAACAUUUCUGUAGUGGCAACGGAAUGGGCUCCUGGACAGCCGCUGUACUAUCCUUUUGAUGUGUAUGUCAAUACUAGAAAUGGAUGUGAUAUUUAUGUUACUAACUAUGGUGAUCCUCAAGUUGUAUUAUAUUCUAACAUGCAAACAAUUAAUUCAUUACCCAGUAUGGUUGCUGGUAACAGUUAUAAUGGAGCAGGACUUGAUAAUUUGAAUGGUCCAUUUGGAGUAGUAGUAGAUAGUAAUAAGAAUGUUAUCGUUGCUUCUAUGGAAGAUAAUCGAAUAAUGUUUUGGCCUCCAAAUGCUUUGAAUGGUACAAUAAUAGUUGGUCAUAUCUCAGCUAUUAAUGGUAAUACUGCUAUGGAUCUUGAUGGACCUCAAGGAAUAGCACUUGAUGAACACAAUUCAUGGUUAUAUGUCGCUGAUUUACAUAACCACAGGAUACAACGGUAUAACUUAAAUGAUACUUGGCCAUGCAACGGUACUACAGUAGCAGGCGGCAAUGGUCCUGGUUCACGAAGCAAUCAACUCUUUUCUCCAUCUUAUAUUAAAAUAUCCAAUAAGACGGGAGCUUUGUACAUAGCGGACUAUGGAAAUCAUAGAAUUCAACGUUGGAAUCAAGGAGCAACUGAAGGAGUAACUAUUGCAGGUGAUAUCAAUGGUAAUCCCGGAUCCAGUGAUACUAUGUUUAACGGUCCUUCAGGAUUAGCUAUUAACCAUAAUGAAACAUUCAUGUAUGUAACCGAUGAAAAUAACAACCGCGUUCAACGUUUUCAACUCAUUUGA
This is a messenger RNA of Adineta steineri, 1560 nucleotides long. The record is from the annotation of a GenBank genome assembly. Lineage: Eukaryota; Metazoa; Rotifera; Eurotatoria; Adinetida; Adinetidae.